Molecule: messenger RNA, 1505 nt
Organism: Myotis lucifugus (little brown bat)
Lineage: Eukaryota; Metazoa; Chordata; Mammalia; Chiroptera; Vespertilionidae
Product: alcohol dehydrogenase E chain
Exons: 9
Coding region: 91-1218 (375 amino acids)
Biological process (GO): retinoic acid metabolic process; retinol metabolic process
Cellular component (GO): cytosol
Molecular function (GO): zinc ion binding; all-trans-retinol dehydrogenase (NAD+) activity
Source: RefSeq, a predicted model, not a curated record
UAUCUGUGCAACAUAUCUGUUUCAUGUAAUCGAGCAGGAAAAGGUCUGCCAGAAUCCAUCCGCCUCCUGGCCUGCAGGGAGAACAGAAACAUGAGCACAGCAGGAAAAGUAAUAAAAUGCAAAGCAGCUGUGCUAUGGGAGAUAAAGAAACCCUUUUCCAUUGAGGAGGUGGAGGUAGCACCCCCUAAGGCUCAUGAAGUUCGUAUAAAGAUGGUGGCCACAGGAGUCUGUCGGUCAGAUGACCACGUGGUUAGUGGAAACUUCGUCACACCUCUUCCUGUGAUCGCAGGCCAUGAGGCAGCCGGCAUUGUGGAGAGCAUUGGAGAAGGGGUGACUACAGUAAAGCCAGGUGAUAAAGUCAUCCCACUCUUCACUCCCCAGUGUGGAAAAUGCAAUGUUUGUAAACAUCCGGAAGGCAACUUCUGUGUGAAAAAUGAUCUGAGCAUGCCUCGCGGGACCAUGCAGGAUGGUACCACCAGGUUCACCUGCAAAGGGAAACCCAUCAACCACUUCCUUAGCACCAGCACCUUCUCCCAGUACACAGUGGUGGACGAGAUCUCAGUGGCCAAAAUUGAUGCAGCCUCACCUCUAGAGAAAGUCUGUCUCAUUGGCUGUGGAUUCACAACUGGCUAUGGGUCUGCAGUCAAAGUUGCCAAGGUGACCCCAGGCUCCACCUGUGCGGUGUUUGGCCUUGGAGGAGUCGGCCUGUCGGUUGUCAUGGGCUGUAAAGCGGCUGGAGCAGCCAGGAUCAUUGGGGUGGACAUCAACAAAGACAAAUAUGCGAAGGCAAAGCAAGUGGGCGCCACUGAGUGCAUCAGCCCAGAGGACUUCAAGAAACCCAUCCAGGAGGUGCUGAAGGAAAUGAGCGGUGGAGGUGUGGAUUUUUCAUUUGAAGUCAUUGGUCGGCUUGACACCAUGGAGGCUGCCUUGGUAAGCUGUCACGAGGCAUAUGGUGUAAGUGUCAUUGUAGGAGUAGCUCCUGAUUCCCAAAAUCUCUCCAUGAACCCCAUGCUGCUAUUGAGUGGGCGUACCUGGAAAGGAGCAGUUUUUGGUGGCUUUAAGAGUAAAGAUUCCGUCCCCAAACUUGUGACUGACUUUAUGGCUAAGAAGUUUUCAUUGGAUCCAUUAAUAACCCAUGUUUUACCUUUUGAGAAAAUAAAUGAAGCAUUUGACCUGCUUCGUUCUGGAAAGAGUAUCCGCACCGUCCUGACAUUUUGAGAUCAUACAAAGGCCUUCACUUGUAGCUGUCUUCUGGCUCCUUCAUCAUCUGGCACAUCAGACAAACAACAUCAAUAAUUCUGUUCUUCAGAGAUGUUGUCAAUAAAUUACACAUGGGAGGUUUCCAUGGGAAAACAAGAAAGAAAAAAUUAUGUGAAAACCUUUUUCAGGCAUAUUUUUAAAAUCCAAGUGAAAGUUAGAUGAGCCAUCAGCUGAGUAAUUGAAUCCAAUAAACAUUUCUUCUUAAUCACUCCACUCACGUUGCAUGGUGUCGUCUUUCCCAUUAA